Molecule: messenger RNA, 1181 nt
Organism: Lactuca virosa
Lineage: Eukaryota; Viridiplantae; Streptophyta; Magnoliopsida; Asterales; Asteraceae
Source: the annotation of a GenBank genome assembly
AUGGUUCGAUCGCGAAACAACAAAGACGGGGAACCCGAUAACGCCACCGCCACUACCACCUCCACCGGCACCGGCACCGACACCGACAACGUGGUUAACAUUUCUUCUGAUGUUGAUUCAUCUCUUUCACCAUCGUCUAGUAGAAGUAACAAUUUCAAUUCUUCCUCAAGUGUCUCUAUCUCUCCAAUGCCUAAGCCUUUUGUUCCACCUCUUCUGCCCGGUCAGCAUUGCAGAGGUGGUCAGCCCUUAAGACAUUUUCGCUUUCCAAAAACAAACACACCUAAGAUUCCUCGAAUAAGAACCAAGAACGUAGGUAAACCCACUUCUACUGAUAAUUCAGCUUGUUCAGCAUCGCCAUCUCCUUCAGCAUCUCCAUCUCCAUCUCCAUCUCCAUCACCUUCACCAUCGCCAUCGCCAUCGCCAUCGUCUAGUGGCAGAAGGUUCGAUUCAUACUUAAGUGCCUCAAUCUAUUCAAUACCUAAAAGUUCUCCCAAGAAUCCGGUAGUACCAAAUAGUCCAAGAACUCCGGUACCAAACAGUCCAAGAACUCAUUUCGUUGAUGAUCAAGAAUCAUGGGAAAAAUCAAUAGAGGAGUUAAAGUCUUUUGGGCCGAUCUUCUGCAAGAGAGUCAAAUAUGAUGGAAAAGAACUCAGCUACAGUAACUGCUACGAAGUUGCAGAUGCCCUUUUUGAAAGCCACAGAUCUUGUAUAACAGAGGCAGAGAGUGCUGCAAGGGCUCGAAAUUACAUUGAUGCUGCUAAAUUUAGAAAACAGGCAGACGAUGCUUUCAUAGAAGCUACAAAAGAAGUGUUGAUAGCUUCAACAAGAAUGUUUCUAUAUAUGUUAUUUUGCAAUUUAAAUCCUUUUAUUAUAAAUAAAAUUCUAAUAUUGUUUGUACAUACUGGAAUGCAAUGAUCUAUUCUCAUUCCAUGGUAUUGUCCAUUCCAUUCUUUUAUGAUUACAUUCCAUCCCAAACAGACCCGUAAUAGUUGAUAAAGAAAAAAAAGACAUGGAUGUAUAAUAUACUAUGCACCAACUGAAAUCAAGUCAUAUAUGGGUAAUGAUGUAUGCAUGGAUAAACUGUUGUACACAUAAGGUCAUUUUCUUCUCUAGACUGAAUGACCAUUUUACCCUUGAAAGCAAAUUUCACAAUAUUCAUCAAAAACAAUUUUAAUGUGAGG